GUGAGCAGCAGCAUCGCAUUUCGCUUCUAGACGGGCAAGCAUUCGGCCGCAUCGAGUAGCAGAGAGACAAAAGCUGUGGUCGCUUGUUGUGCGUUUUGUUUAAUGGCGGUCUGUGUUAUAUUGUGGUGAAAAAUCGCUGCUUUGAAACUUUGUGACCUGUUCACAGUGAAAAUUCAUUGGCGAAAGUUGUGUCGUUGUGUUCUGUAGCAUUUGGUAACUGCAUCGGAAGUAGAUUUGGCAUUAUUCGUCGGAAUAGUCGAAGGGUGUCGCCUUGAGGGAAGCGGAAAAACGACAGCCUGUCUGGAAACGAUUUCUGGUGGAAAAUCUCAUAUUAGGAACUUUUUAUCGUUGAAUUAACAUACCAACAUGACGGAUAUACGAGUGAGUUUUGAAAAAGCCGCAUUUGCUGCUCAGCAAAAUGGUGCCGGGGCCGCCACAUCUAGCCCCAAGAUCGGGGGCAAAUCCAUCGAAAAGAUCUACCAGAAGAAAUCCCAGCUCGAACACAUCCUGUUGCGUCCAGAUACGUAUAUCGGUUCGGUGGAACAGCUCAAGGAGAACAUGUGGAUCUACGAUAGCGAGGCCCAGAAGAUGGUUCAACGGGAGAUCACUUUUGUUCCUGGUUUGUACAAGAUUUUCGACGAAAUUCUUGUCAACGCCGCGGACAACAAACAGCGUGAUCCGAAGAUGAACGCAAUAAAGAUAGAUAUAAAUCAGGAAACGAAUACGAUUUCAAUCUGGAACAAUGGUAACGGUAUUCCGGUGGUCAUGCAUAAGGAAGAAAAAAUGUAUGUACCAACUAUGAUUUUUGGGCAUCUCUUGACUUCCUCUAAUUACAACGAUGAAGAGGAGAAAGUGACCGGUGGGCGUAACGGUUACGGUGCCAAACUGUGUAAUAUCUUCAGUACCAAGUUUACCGUAGAGACUGCCACCCGUCAGUACAAGAAAUGCUUCAAGCAAACUUGGGGAGACAACAUGGGCAAGGCGUCGGAACCAAAAAUUAAGGAAGAUUACACCGGCGAAGAUUACACAAAAAUCACGUUCUGUCCUGAUCUAAAGAAAUUUAAAAUGGAAAAGCUAGACGACGAUAUAGUCGGACUCAUGUCUCGCCGUGCUUAUGAUGUGGCUGCUUCAACCCGUGGAGUUGGUGUAUUUCUGAACGGCAAGAAAUUGCCUAUCAAAAACUUUAAAGAUUAUAUUGACAUGUACAUUAAGGACCACAAUGAUGAAGUUGGUAGCCCAGUAAAGUUAUGCUACGAAAGUUGCAAUGAACGUUGGGAAGUUGCCGUAACUUUGUCGGACAAAGGAUUCCAACAAGUAUCGUUUGUCAACUCGAUUGCCACUACAAAGGGAGGUCGGCACGUUGAUUAUGUUGCGGACAUGAUUGUCAAGCAGGUCAUUGAAGUUUUGAAGAAAAAGAACAAGGGUGGUAUUAACAUCAAACCUUUCCAAGUUAAGAAUCAUAUGUGGGUGUUCAUAAACUGUUUGAUCGUUAAUCCAACCUUCGACUCGCAAACAAAAGAGAACAUGACCUUGCAAGCCAAGAGCUUCGGAUCCAAAUGUGCCCUUUCGGAAAAGUUCAUUGGCACCGUGACUAAAUGUGGAAUUGUAGAAUCCGUGCUACAAUGGGCCAAGUUCAAGGCACAAACAGAACUAAACAAGGCAUCUGGAUCGAAAAAAUCGAAGGUUAAGGGUGUACCUAAACUGGAAGAUGCAAACGAUGCCGGUACUAAGAAUUCAUUGAAUUGUACAUUAAUCUUGACAGAGGGAGAUUCAGCCAAGACGUUAGCCGUAUCUGGUUUGGGAGUUGUUGGCCGUGAUACGUAUGGUGUUUUCCCACUGCGUGGUAAGCUGCUGAACGUCAGGGAAGCUACUCAUAAACAGAUCCUCGAGAAUGCUGAAAUCAAUAAUCUUAUCAAGAUUGUAGGUUUGCAGUACAAAAAGAAGUAUCUAACAAUUGAUGACUUGAAAACGCUUCGGUAUGGAAAGAUUAUGAUUAUGACUGAUCAGGAUCAAGACGGUUCGCAUAUCAAAGGUUUGCUGAUUAAUUUCAUUCACACAAACUGGCCAGAGCUCCUUCGUUUGCCGUUCCUGGAAGAGUUUAUUACACCGAUUGUCAAGGCCACAAAGAAAAAUGGCGAAGAACUCUCAUUCUUCUCACUUCCAGAAUUUGAAGAGUGGAAAACAGAUACGCCCAAUGCUCAUACAUAUAAUAUCAAAUACUAUAAGGGUUUGGGUACUUCGACUUCCAAAGAAGCGAAGGAGUACUUCCAGAAUAUGGAACGACACCGAAUCCUGUUCAAGUAUGAUAAUUCCACCGAUGAUGAUGCCAUCAGUAUGGCUUUCUCAAAGAAGGCUGUUGAUCAGCGUAAAGAAUGGCUCACAGCUCACAUGGAAGAAAAUCGUCAUCGUAAACAAGUUGGUUUGCCUGAAAAAUACUUGUACACUAAAGCAACACGUGCAAUCUCGUAUAAAGAGUUUAUCAACCUGGAACUGGUCCUGUUCUCCAACUCUGAUAAUGUCCGUUCGAUUCCGUGUGUGGUUGACGGCCUAAAGCCCGGUCAACGUAAAGUUAUGUUCACUUGUUUCAAACGUAACGACAAGCGUGAAGUCAAGGUUGCCCAGCUAGCUGGCUCAGUGGCGGAACAAUCUGCAUAUCAUCAUGGUGAACAAUCGCUCUGCGGUACUAUCGUCAAUUUGGCGCAGAACUUUGUCGGCAGCAACAACAUCAAUCUUUUGUAUCCCGGCGGUCAGUUCGGUACCCGUUUAGCUGGCGGAAAGGAUAGCGCUAGUCCUCGUUAUAUUUUCACCAUGAUGUCUUCGCUUACGCGGCUGAUUUUCCACCCCUUGGAUGAUCCUCUUCUGGAGUACCAAUACGAUGAUAACCAGAAGAUUGAACCCACUUGGUAUCUACCCAUUAUUCCUAUGGUGCUGGUCAACGGUUGUGAAGGUAUCGGUACUGGUUGGUCUACCAAGAUUCCCAAUCACAACCCUCGCGAUAUUAUUGCAAACAUUCGUCGAAUGUUGAACGGUGAUGAACCGAAAGUGCUUCAUCCGUGGUACAAGAACUUCCGCGGCUCUAUCGAAGCAGUUGGACAUCAAAAAUAUCUCUCCGUUGGUAAUGUUGCUCUGCUAGAGAAUAAUAAAAUUGAAAUUUCUGAACUUCCGAUCGGAACCUGGACUCAAAAUUAUAAAGAAAACACUUUGGAGCCGCUUUUGAAUGGUAAUGACAAACAGAAACCAGUUAUUUCGGACUACAAAGAGUACAACACAGACACAACGGUUCGGUUUGUGAUCUCAUUCCUCCCUGGUGAAUACGAAAAGCUUUACGCAGAAGAUGGUGGAUUCCAUCGAGUGUUCAAGCUUACCAGCUCUCUGUCUACAACUUGUAUGCAUGCUUUUGACGAUAAAAACUAUCUGCGCAAAUACGAACAUGCCAAUGAUAUCUUCCACGAAUUUUACAAACUCCGUCUGGAGUACUAUGGUAAGCGUAAGGCUUAUUUGGAGGGCAUGCUGCAGGCGGAGGCAGAUCAGUUGAGCGAUAAGGCUCGUUUCAUUAUGGAAAAAUGUGAUAGAACAUUGGUGGUCGAGAACAAAAAACGCAAAGCGAUGAUAGAUGAACUGAUCAAGAGAGGCUAUCGCCCUGAUCCUAUCAAAGAGUGGAAACGCAAGGUAGCCCAAGAUGAAGAAGAAGAGGAAGCCGCUGAUGAUGAAGAAGUCGAGGAGGGCGAAGAUGUCAAGCCAGGUAAAUCAAAGAAACCUGUUGAUCCAGAGAAGGCUUUCCAGAGGUUGACGGAUGUGAAAAAGUUCGAUUAUCUUCUGGGUAUGUCCAUGUGGAUGUUAACGGAUGAAAAGAAAAAUGAAUUGCUAAAGCAACGAGAUAACAAGCUGUCAGAGCUCGCUGCCCUGAAGAACAAAACAUUGGAAAUGUUAUGGGUUGAUGAUUUGGACGUACUUCAGAAAAAAAUGGACGAGGUUGAAGAAAAGGAACGUCUUGAUGCGAUUAGUACUGAGAAAAAACUCAAAGGUGGUGCUGCUAAAGCAGCUGCAUCAGGCCGAGGCAUGAAGUCAGUCGCCAAGAAAAGCGCCAUAGACGACACAAAACCGAGUGUCAUGGGCGAAGAGGUCAAGUUCAAACUGUCCGACGAACUCAUCAAAAAGUACGAAAAACUUGCUGCUGGGCCGACUCGAGUAAAGAAAGAGAAGAAAGAACCGGGAGAGGAUGGUGCUGAAGGCGAAGAUGAAUUUGAUGCCCUUGUCGAGGGUAAAAAGCCUAAGGUAAAAAAGGAACCCAAGGAACCGAAACCACCCAAGGAACCAAAACAACCGAGGGUGAAAAAGGAGAAAAAGGAAGGCGAUGGUAUGAAACAACCUAAGUUGACCUUUGGAAAGGGUGGAGGAAAGGGAAAAAAGAAGAAGGCAACUAGUGAUGAUGAGGACGCAUUCAAUUCAGAUGCCAGUGGAGACGAUUUCGGAGUUUCAGUAACCGUUCCGGUUCGAGAAAAAACCAAUCGACGAGCGGCUUCAAAGAAAAUAAAUUACUCUUUCGACGACGAAGAGGACAGGAACUUUGAUAAGUCAGAUGAUGAGCUGUUUGAUAACAACCCGGAGGCAAGAAACACCAGCCGUGUAGCUCCAGCUCAGGGCACUUUAGAUGACGCAAGCGACAUCGAAGAAGCAGGUCCAAUUAGUUUGGACAGCGAAGUUGAUUCCCCAGUAAAGCCCAAGAAACCUGCUGUCAAACGAAAACUGGGUCCAAAGCCAGAAGGUGGUCAGACUCCAUCAGCAAAGCGAGGACGAAAGAAGCAAAGCACUGGAAGUAGUGAUGAUGAUAAGCCCAAAAAGAAAACCCAGAAAUUUGCCGACAGCGCAUCAGAAGAAAGCGAACCAGCAAACGAUGAUAAUGAUUCAGAUUUUGAGUAAACAUUCAACGUAACAUAGGUUCGAAAAUGGCGCGGUGUCGUCUGAUGUGUGAUUCCUUGAAUCGAGGAAGAAUUUUAGUAGCAUAAAAAUAUGUCCCCUUUCUUCUUUAUUGUUCAUCAUCGCUGUCUGUCAACAAGAGCAAAGACAUCUCUUGGUUAACAUCUAUUCGUGGAUUCAUGCACUCACUUAUCUUGACGUGGCAAUUGCAGUUUUUAAAUCAUAUUUUACAAAACCUGAUCUUGUAGCCAACCAGUUUUACGUUUGAGUAGAUUUAAUUUAUAGACUUUAACGCAAAAAAUAACAUAAGUGUGUAGCGUUUCCAUUAUCUAAACCAGCACAUACACAAAUACACUAGAUGUUAAGGUUAAUUUAUAACAUAAAUAUUGUAAUAAUGGACUCGCAGUUGUACAAGUUUUAUUUUUUCCGUUAUACGAGUCGUUGGGUUUUUUAAUGGUUAAUUAUCAACCGACGAAUUGAAAAGCUAUGUGCAGAAUGCAUCUGCAUCUCCAUUUUGAAAAUUAUUACAGAAGGCUAUGAAUUACUAUGAAUUUCAAUUAUGAUAUCACUAACCCAUACAAAUGGGUUUCCCAAAAAAACUUCUAUUGGAAUCGUAUAACUGUAACCUCCGGACCGAUCAGCUACCAAUCAGGUCGAUUCUCUAAACACGAUCUCAAGUUGAUAGCCGGUGUAGAGAAAAGUGUUUGUAUAGGAAUAUUUUUGGUUGUUUUGAUAUCAGUUUUCAAAAUAUACCACGGUUAUCAUUAACUGGAAAUCAACUUGUAUUGCUGUCUUUUGUAAUAAUAAAAUCUGUAGAUAAAACUGA
Uranotaenia lowii is the source of this 5743-nucleotide messenger RNA. RefSeq names its product DNA topoisomerase 2 (gene Top2). The transcript is spliced from 6 exons. The record is from RefSeq and is a predicted model, not a curated record. Bases 367 to 4920 code for a protein of 1517 amino acids. NCBI's taxonomy places the organism in Eukaryota, Metazoa, Arthropoda, Insecta, Diptera, Culicidae. Gene Ontology annotation, molecular function: DNA topoisomerase type II (double strand cut, ATP-hydrolyzing) activity; ATP binding; DNA binding. Gene Ontology annotation, cellular component: nucleus. Gene Ontology annotation, biological process: resolution of meiotic recombination intermediates; sister chromatid segregation; DNA topological change.